Molecule: messenger RNA, 3963 nt
Organism: Cannabis sativa
Lineage: Eukaryota; Viridiplantae; Streptophyta; Magnoliopsida; Rosales; Cannabaceae
Product: dirigent protein 2-like
Exons: 1
Coding region: 2213-2797 (194 amino acids)
Source: RefSeq, a predicted model, not a curated record
AUGUCGUUGACAAUUAAUAAUAUCAACAACAACAUAGUCGUUGUUGAUAAUAAUUUUUUUUUUUUUUUAAUUUUGGCAAAUCAACAACAACAUUGUCUUCAUUGAUGAGUGUCAAAAAAUAAAAAAAAUGAUUUCGAUAACCAAUUGGUUACUUUAUAGUACACUUUAUAGUAAUAUUUAAAUUAAUUAUGAUUUCGAUAAUAUACCAAUUGGUUACUUUCCAUAAAAUGAUCCACUUUAAAUAAAAGUAUCUCUUGUACAUAAUAUUCAAUUUUUAAAUUAGUUAUGUUAAAACUAUAUAUUGAUUUUUAGUUUUUAUUAUGUUGAUUAAGAAUUUUAUGUUAUAUUUUUUUCUUUUGUGUAACAAUAUUUAUGUUACCUUCCAUACUAUUUAUGAAUGAAUGUUAACUAAGAUUUAAAAAAAAUGAUAAAACAGUAACUAAUUACUAUAUUAGUAACCAAAUAGUUUAUUUUCUAGAAAUAGCAAAAAGACAUAUGCUUCACACAUCUUGAAAUAUUUACAUUAAAGAAUAAAUCACAAUGGUAUUUUUUUAGAGUCAACUGAAUAACAAUGUGGCCAUAAAUUAUUUUCAAAAGUAAAAAAAAAAAGAUUGAGAAAUAGAAAAGAGAGAAUACAAUGAAGAAACAAAAAGAAUCAAGGCUUAAAGAAAAAUAUUUGGUCAUGUAUUGAAAUAUGCUCACCUAUUAAAAAAACGUUAAUAAUACUUAAAGGAAAAAACGUUAAUAAUACUUAAAGGAAACUUAAAUUUGAUGUUAAAGUUAUUUUUGAAAUGGGGAGUUCUAUUUGCACCCCUUAAACUUAUAAAUACACCAUAUUAUUAAUAAAAUAUAUAAAUUUAAAUAAUUUUUAAAAAUUACUCUUAAUAUUUUUUUAAAAAAAAAUUCUUCAAAUUAUUUUAUGUUAAUUUUAAUACUUAUUUUGAUUUUAUUUUCAUAAUUUUUUCUAACUCAUGUGUAUUUUUUUUUUCUAAAAAAAAUUCACAUAAUUUUUUAUUUUAAUUUUUUUCAUAAUAUUUAAAAUACACUUUAUUUUUGUUUGAUAGGCAUAUUUUUUAAGAAUAUAAAUUGAAAGAAAAAAUUAAAAAAAAAUUAAUACAAUUAAAAAUAUAAAUUUUGUAUAAAAUAAAAAUUAUCAAAAUGGGGUGCCUUUAGAAUUUUUUGGAGUGUAAAUAAAAUUUCCCUUUUGAAAUUUAGAUAUAUAUAAUAAGGUGCUACAUAUAAAAAUUCUUAUAAAUUAAGACAAUUUAUUUGAACUAAUAUUCUAAAUUGGACUAAAUAAGAGAUCUAAUUAAACAAGCCCAAUAAACAUUUUAUUUGGUAUUUUUGUAAUGUGUAAUAUAAAGAACAUAUAGAGUUUGGUCCUCAAGGCUAAUCUCAACACUAUUCUCUUCAAUUCCUAAGUGAGAACCCAUAGGGAUGAAGAAUAGUUUGUGCAAGACCAUAUACCUAUAUACCCAUCAUCUCAUUUUAUAUUAUAUCUAAUAUUAUGGAAUUAGGUAUGUUUUUCAUCUUAUUAAUUCAUAGAGUAAUCUUGAUACUUGACAUAAAUUUAAGAUCCAUAUGUAUUUUAAAUCUACUUUCUAACAAAAAAAAAUGUAAGAGAAAAAAAUGUACGGAAAAUAUAGAAGAAUAAAAUAAAAUAAAAAAAAAAUAUGAAAAGAGGAAGAUAAAUAAAAAGAGAGAAGAAGGGAAAAAAUGGAAGAAAAAAAUAAAGGAGAAAUAAUUGUUUCCAAAAAAUGAUAAUUCUAUUUAUAUAUUUAAAAAAGAAAUAACUUUUAAUUAAUAAUAAAAAAAAAUCGUACCCCAUUUUUUAACAAAACUAAAAAUCAUUCACAGCAUUCCUGCAUGCCUAUAAAAUAACGCAAAAAUCUAGUCACAUUGACUGACCAAUUUCACAAUAACAAUUUUAAUGUAUAAUCCUUUCCUUGCUUGAUGCCGUGACCCCUGGUCUCCAUGUCACGUUCAUCGUCAGCUUUUCAUAUCCGGUCCAUUUGGACUAAUUAACUUGCAAUUUUCAUAUGGUUUCACGAGAGAAGCCCAACCUCAUGAUAUAACGUUUAUUGGCAAUUAAUUAAUAAAAAAUACCACUUUAUAAUUUACCAACUUAACCGUCCCCACUAAUCUCAAAUAAAUAGAGCCACUCCCAAAACAAUAACCUCAUCAUCCUUACUUAUAAUUAUAUCUUAAUGCAAUGGCGCCACCGGGUGCAUUUUCAAGCCCACCUACUAAUUCUAAACUAAUAAUAAUGUUCACGUAUUUGCUAAUAAUAAUAACAUUAUGCAAAUGUGAGACUCAAAAACAAAAACAAAAUCAAAACCAAACCAGCUUAGUAUUCUUCUUGCAAGAUUAUGGGUCGAGCAAUGCCAAUGCUACGGUUGUUCCAGUGAUUGGCAUCAAGGGCAAGGAGUGGUCAUUCAACUCGUUCGGCACCAUUUUUGCUGUUGAUGAUCCAAUCACGGAAACCCCAAGUAGAAACUCAAACGAGGUUGGUCGAGCACAAGGAGUGCUUGUAACAUCGGCUUUAGAUGGGUCUAGUGUGAGUGUGUUACUGUCAAUAGUGUUCACCAAUAGGGAAUACGAUGGUAGCACUUUGGAGCUUCAAGGUGUUAGCCGUCAAAAUGAGAGGUAUAGAGAAGUGUCUGUGGUUUCAGGGACAGGCUAUUUCAGAUUCAAUAGAGGCUUUGCUGUUAUGGAGACUAUAUACUAUGAAAGAUCAACUUCAUACUCAAUCGUUAGGUGCACCAUUACCCUACGUGAUGGGACUAUAUAUAGCUAAUUUAUUAUAACUAUAUAGUUACUCCUCUCCUCAUAUAUUAUGUACUAUCCGAGGCAAUAAUAAUAAGAAUAUAUAGUCAUCCCAUCAUGUUAAAAUUUUAUACGCAUUCGUUCCUUUCUAUUUUGGUUUUCUUUGUUUUUUUAGAACAAUUCCCCAAGGUUCAAUGUGCCUAAAUCUAAAAUUUACAUAAUUUUUUCUCCUGAAACACAUGAAAUUCCAGUAAAUCUCCAAAAAAAAAAAAACAUGUGAUUCUAAUCAUAUGAAGAAAUAAGUUUAACCUUACAUCCCUCAAAUAUUAAGAUUAAUUUUAGAUGUGAUUUUCGCACCCUUCCGCGAGCCUCCUCUGCUUGUAGUGGGAGAUCUCUUGUUGUUGUGUACUUCUCCUGUGUGCAAAUGAAAAAAUAUGAGAGAUGCUGUUAGAUAAUAGUUCUCUUCGAGACAGGACAAAUCUCUGAAAUGCUCUUCAAGUCAGUGCUAAAUUCUCAAUUGAACCAAAGUUCUAUUUACUCAAUCCAUAUCCCAUAAUAGCUAUACAAUUACAUAUUUACAGUAAUUCACACCCUUUACAAAUUACUAAUAAACCCUUACACUAUUUCAUAGUGUAACAAAUGCUUUGCCAGGGACUUUAAAUGUCUCCCAUAGCCAUUGAGGUUUUGGACAUCCCUCCUAGCAUGUCUCCCUUAGGGUGAUGUCCGAAGCCUCAAAUGUCUAUUAUAUGGGAGGCAUCUAAACACAAAAGUACUAGAUUCUAUUUUUAAUGUCACUUCUCUUUUUUAAUUGUUUAAACAUAUGAUCAAAUAUUUGAGCAAAGUCCAAAAAAAGAAAAAACAAAAAGGUCAAAAUGUGUUAGAGCUCAAAGUUGCAGUUAGUGAAAUCAAAUUCAGCUAUAAAUAUAUAUAUAUAUAUAUAUAUAGGGUAAAUCUACCGUGGGUCCUCUAGUUUUGUCCUCAUGCUAUGAGGAAAGAAAAUAGACCAAUUACAAGUUAAAUAAAUGUGUGUGUAGAUGUAUUUUGUUAGAUUAUAGUAGCUGAUUAUUCAUAUAUUAUAGCUAGUGGAAAGGGUAUGUGCAAAACUUUUUAAUACUCUCGAAUAUAAAUUAUCUACCUAAACUAAAUUAAGAUAAUUUGAUAAAAAAUACAAACUAAAAAAUCUGAUGAAAAUAUAAU